Messenger RNA from Drosophila kikkawai, 391 nucleotides. RefSeq lists its product as uncharacterized. NCBI's taxonomy places the organism in Eukaryota, Metazoa, Arthropoda, Insecta, Diptera, Drosophilidae. The record is from RefSeq and is a predicted model, not a curated record.
UCCAACAGCCAAGAUGUGCCCAAUUCAGCAUAAAAAUGCUUCACAGCCAGCCAAGGAUUCAGCUGAAAGCUCUGGGGAUUCACCUCCUCGCUCUCCCACCGCUGCUUAUGCGAUGUUUCUGCACCGCGAGGAGCUGAGACGCCGUAAAGUUCACGUUUCUCGUGUUUCCGUGACCAAAAUUCACCUGACUAGCGAAUUGAUAGCCAAAACCAAACAGAAUAUAAGGCAGUGCAGCUUCGAGGAUCUGGAGAUCUUGGCCAGGGAGACGCUCUUCAAGAAGAGUCUUCAGCGACAUUUGCAUUAUCGGAAAAUGCAAUUUCAGCAAUGGAUGAUGAACAAAAAGAAGCUGGCAACCAAGGCAGCCAAAUGAGGAAAGCGAAAAACAAGUUAA